AUGCCUCCCCAGAUCAAGCAUGAUCUCAACCGCUCCGGCUGGGAGUCGACAGACUUCCCGUCCGUGUGUGAGAAUUGUCUUCCCGAGAACCCAUACGUGCAGAUGCUAAAAGAAGAUCACGGCGCCGAGUGCAAGAUUUGCACUCGUCCCUUUACCAUCUUCCGCUGGAAGGCUGACCGCACCUCGCGCCAGAAGCGUACCAAUAUCUGUCUGACCUGCGCGCGUCUGAAGAACUGCUGUCAAUGCUGUAUGCUCGAUUUGUCAUUCGGCUUACCGCUGCAAGUCCGCGAUGCCGCGCUCAAGAUGGUCGCACCUGGUCCCGACAGCUCGAUCAACCGUGAAUACUAUGCGCAGAACCAUGAGAAGGAGAUCGAGGACGGAAUCGGUGCUAUCGAGGAAUACGAGAAAACAGAUGACAAGGCGCGAGAGCUGUUGCGCCGCCUGGCCAACAGUGAGCCAUAUUACCGGAAACCCCGCCGCAUCGAGGGACCCUCAUCAGCAGCGGGCGAGGAGGGAGAGGAGGCUGGCCCAUCAGAUCAACCACGGACACAAUCUCGCUAUGGAAAUGGACCGGGUCCGGUACGCACAAACGAGGGACGUCUUGGGAAUAGAUUGCCUGGCCGUGGAGGUGCCCGUGGAGGUGCCCGUGGAGGUCGCGGUGGUGGCCGGGGUGGCCGUCCAUUCCCCAGCACUGCGCAGUUGCCCCCAUCAGCGGAAGACAUCAAGCCGCCUGCCGACCCCAAUGUGACUUCGCUAUUCAUCACAGGUGUUGAGGACGAUCUCCCAGAACACUCACUGCGCUCCUUUUUCGCCGAGUUUGGUCAAUUGCGCUCACUCGUCUGCUCCCAUCGCUCGCACUGCGCUUUUAUCAACUACGUCAACCGUGCCGACGCCGAGACCGCUGCAGAGAGUUGUCAGGGCAAGGCCGUCGUUAAUGGUUGCCCGCUGCGCGUGCGCUGGGGUAAGCCUAAGCCGUUGGAUAACAUGGACCGUGAGGAGCGAAUCCGAAAUGCUCGCGAUGGCCGAGCGGCCGCCGGUCCAGCCACAAAGGGGGCUCCUGGCAAGAAGGCGAUCACAGCGGCCGGCGAGGGUGCCGGUCAGCAAGAGAAGAGUCAAGGCUACGCUGUGGCGCCACCUCCGGGUUCGGGCCAGGUCCAGUACGCCAGUAUGUCUGGUGACUAG
Molecule: messenger RNA, 1182 nt
Organism: Penicillium subrubescens
Lineage: Eukaryota; Fungi; Ascomycota; Eurotiomycetes; Eurotiales; Aspergillaceae
Gene: slt11
Product: Pre-mRNA-splicing factor ECM2
Exons: 2
Coding region: 1-1182 (393 amino acids)
Cellular component (GO): U2-type catalytic step 2 spliceosome; Prp19 complex; U2-type catalytic step 1 spliceosome
Molecular function (GO): U6 snRNA binding; pre-mRNA binding
Source: RefSeq, a predicted model, not a curated record